Molecule: messenger RNA, 1108 nt
Organism: Nicotiana tabacum (common tobacco)
Lineage: Eukaryota; Viridiplantae; Streptophyta; Magnoliopsida; Solanales; Solanaceae
Source: RefSeq, a predicted model, not a curated record
GUUGUAACAACUUUCUAUUACAGUUCCGUGCACUCUUUAUAUAUCUAUAGCAGAUGAGAAUGCUACUUUAUUAUAAUUCUUGUUAUUGACUUUCUUAAAAUUCUUGGAUGAGUAUUUCCACCCCUUCAAGCAUGGCCUUCUCUUCUUGUUUUUGCCACUUUUUGAUCUCACACAAGGAAAAAAGCGUUCCCUAGCAGGAUUUUUCCCAUUCGUUGACCUCGAACCUGAGACCUUUGGUUAAGGUGAAGGGAUUCUCUUCAUCCCACCGUAAUCUUUGGUGAUAAUAUUUCUGCAGAGGAACAAUGCUGCCUCUUUUGCUCUUGCACCAAUUAUUAACUCUGAUGUUUCACGUCAAAAAGUUGGGGGAUUGGGAACCAAGCUAAGCACUGGAUGGAGUUUUCUGGGAGGAUCAAGAAUCGUUAUUCGUCCAAAUGUUACAAGAAAUCUUCUGCAAAGAAAGAGCUCAAUGGGUCGGAAAGCUCUCAAAUUGCUACUAAUGUAUUCCCAUUGGGAACAUUAGCAGUUCUUCCCUUUUAUUUCUUCAUGGUUGUGGCACCUAAAGCUGCACUUGCCCAAAAAGUGAUGGAGAGCAGCAUACCUUAUAUUGUGCUUGGACUUCUUUAUGUAUAUCUCGUGUACCUCUCAUGGACACCAGAUACAAUGCAGCUAUUAUUUCCUAAUAAAUAUUUGCUUCCAGAGCUGGAUGGUAUUGCUGAGAUGUUCUCCAGAGUGAUGACUUUAGCUUCUGCAUGGAUUCACCUCUUGGCUGUAGAUCUUUUUGCUGCUAGGCAGAUUUAUCAUGAUGGAUUGGAGAAUGAUAUCGAAACGCGCCAUUCCGUGACAUUGUGCUUGAUGUCUUGCCCUAUUGGAAUUGUUUCGCAUUUCAUCACCAAAGCUCUAUUCAGUAGACGUGACAGAUAAUCAGGAUUGCAAUUUGACUUUGUUUAGCAAAUGAUCUACGAGUGUAAUUAUCAUCAAUUUGUAAAGGUUUUCAUUUAAUGAAAGGUGGCUUUCUAAGUUUUUAUUGAUGUGAUGUAACAUUAAGGCAUAUUUAGUACCAAUUUUUAGAAUUAUUCAUUUUUAAAUAAAGGUGACUUCCUUUCUCUUA